Messenger RNA from Hydractinia symbiolongicarpus, 2495 nucleotides. RefSeq lists its product as uncharacterized. NCBI's taxonomy places the organism in Eukaryota, Metazoa, Cnidaria, Hydrozoa, Anthoathecata, Hydractiniidae. The transcript has 4 exons. The coding region runs from base 180 to 2306 and encodes 708 amino acids. The record is from RefSeq and is a predicted model, not a curated record.
AUAACAUUACGUCAUAAAUAAUUAUGAUGGCGGCCCCAUGACAUAUUUGUUGUUUAUACGAGCUCGUGGACGAUGUUGUGGUCUCAAGGUAACUUCCCAAACCAGAACCAAAAACGAUCUGGAUUUCGCUCAUCUCGAUUCUUUUUAAAAAUCUAGAAAGUUCUAAUGGUGUUUUUGAAAUGGCUAGUAUUGUGACUCAAACCUCUGUUGAUGAAAACGAUGAAUGCUUUCUUCGGUUAUUCUUCUUAAUAAAGAAAGUUGGAACAUCUGUAUGUUACAAUAUCUUCCAUCGUUACUUUCCAAAAGACAAAAAACAACUUUACCAGAAGCUUCUUCCUUUCAAAAAGAAGUUAAAACCAUAUUUAUUUGCAAGUCAACGAGAGUUACUUUUCGGAAACCCUAACAAGGAAACAGACUCAACUCAAUUUGAUAUUACUUUACUGCUUUUACUGAUCAGAAACACCUGCAAUUGUUUACCUCCACCAAGAAAAGGUUGGAAUCGGAGACCAUCAGCAAGUGAUUUUACUGAUGGUGCAAAUCUUGAAAGACUGCGAAUAAGAAGAAAUUCACUGGCUCAUACUGGCAGUACCCCUGUAAAAUUAUCUGCUUGUAGUAAAAAGUGGAACGAAACAGCUGCGAUAUUAAUAAGCCUUGGUGCAGAUCCUAACGAGGUUUCUUAUUAUGCCACCGUACAGUUGGAUUCAAAUAAAAAAGCUGAUCUGGAAGAAGAACUCAGUAUCCUGCAUGAUAAAUUUUUUCACUACAUAGAUAUCUCCUUUACAAAAUAUUCUGACAAUGAAGACAAAAUAAACAGACUGCAAGCUGAGAUCAUGAAAUUGCAAGAAAAUCUGAAUGACAAAAGAAUUUCAUGUAGUAACGAUGAUAAUAACUUGGAGGCGUUUGGUAGACGGCUUAAACGAAAUUACAUGAAAUCAGAAAGUUUAGUGUCUUGCUUAGAGUGGGAUGUGAACAACAAAGGAUAUUUCAAGUUGGAGGACAUUUACGUACAGCCUCGUUUCCAUUGUUGGGAUCGACGACCUAACGAUAUGCCGCCUGGAUACCUUUAUGACUUGGUAAAAAAGAAAGAAGGGUUCCCGGUUAAUCUGUGUUUUAUAUCCGAUCCUGGGAAAGGAAAGUCUGUGUUAUUGCAGAAACUAACAAUGGACUAUGUUAAUGCUGAAGAACGCUUUUCUUCAAGUUUUGGUGGAUUGUCUCUUGUUUUAUUGCUUCGUUGUAAGGAGCUUUUGUCAUAUGGAUGCUUACUCGAUUAUAUUGAGGAUGUUUUACUUAAAGACACGAAUAUACAACGUUGUGGAGAAUGGAAAGGUCUUUUAGUUGAAAAUUGCGAGAGAUGUUUAUUUUUAAUCGAUGGUCUUGAUGAAAUUCGACACCACCAAAGCGAAGGGAUUGUUGCCGAGAUAAAUGCGUUGUUAGAAGGACUGAUCUACAAUGGAGCGUCAAUCAUAGCUACGUCCCGCCCUGCAGGUCUUACCACAAUCGAAAAACUGUCUUCAUUAUUUAACAGGUCGUUUAUUAUCGCUCCCUUCACAAAAGAUGACAUCCAGGAAUAUAUCCGAAAGUAUUUUGCAGAAAAAGAUGAAGAUUUUUGCCGCAAGUUGUACGACACGGUAGUGGGAAGCGCCGACAUUCUAGAACUAGCUUCGUCUCCGCUCGCGUUGAGCAUCAUUUGUAACAUUCACGAUCAUUCUGAAGUCGUCCCGCGUAGUAUGACGCAACUCUAUCACGAACUGGUGCGACAGAUGAUUCAACAAUUUAAAAACUACCAUGGGUUUGGUGACAGACAUGGGAAACGGCGCAUCUCUGAUUGUGUUUUAAAAAGUAUUGGGCACAUCGCAUUGGAAUCGAUCAAGUCUGGUAAAGAUUAUUUCGAACAACAAGAUUUAGUGUCUUACUUUGUCAAAAGAGAAAAACGCAAAGGCUUCUUUCAAAAAACGAAACAAUGGAUCGCUGGUGUUAAUUCCAAUUCUGUGCUUCAGCUGGGUUUUAUCACUGCAGACAGAGGACCUAAUCCAAGAAAAGUCAACUGGCGUUACCAAUUUGAACCAAAACAAUGUCAGAAGUAUAUCGCUGCAGAAUACAUCGUUCAAAAAUUGUUAAGACGCGGCUUGAAAGGAAUCGAAAAAUUGUUUGGGACGGAAAGCAGGGAACCCGAAUCAUCGUUGAAUUUGUUAAAAGAAAACCAUGAGCUUUGUUUAUUUAUUGUGGACAGUUUGGGCAGAAGAGGAGAGAAAUUGCUAUGCAAACAAUUAUUUAAUGAAGUGUUCAAAAAUUUUGGGGAAAUUUGAAUUGACAUUUUACAGGUCAAGUUUCAGCUUUAAAACUUGUUUUUCCCUUGUUUUUACUUAUUUUUUAUAUUUUUUUUGAAGUUUUUCUCCGUUACUUUUUAAAUCUUUUUUUUACAUCGGUUCGAAGUUACGUCUAAACUUCAAGGCAAUUUAAACUUUCAGUUUUUAUAUUAUUUAUAUAUGCUUUUA